Sinocyclocheilus anshuiensis is the source of this 2397-nucleotide messenger RNA. Its product is annotated as neutral alpha-glucosidase AB-like. Gene Ontology annotation, biological process: carbohydrate metabolic process; N-glycan processing. Lineage: Eukaryota; Metazoa; Chordata; Actinopteri; Cypriniformes; Cyprinidae. The transcript is spliced from 18 exons. Gene Ontology annotation, cellular component: glucosidase II complex. Gene Ontology annotation, molecular function: glucan 1,3-alpha-glucosidase activity; carbohydrate binding. The record is from RefSeq and is a predicted model, not a curated record. Bases 101 to 1987 code for a protein of 628 amino acids.
AGUGCGGCCUGUAGGGAUUCGGUUGCUACCCAAUAGUGUUCCCGCAAACACGCUAACCAACCAACCUCCGGGAGGCUGGGCUUAAUGCUGUGUGUCCAAGAUGGCGGUUAUCGCCAUGGAAAGGAUGGGGCUGCUGUCUGUGGUCUGUGUGUCUCUGUUUUUCAGCAGCACCAUUGCUGUGGAUCGGGGAAACUUUAAAACCUGUGAUCAGAGUGCUUUCUGCAAACGUCAACGGGCGCUCAAGCCGGGUCAGUCCCCAUACCGAGCUCUUCUGGAAACCUUGGAGCUCAGUGACUCCCGACUGACCCUCCAGCUCAUCAAUGACAACAACAAGGUGCACUUGCUGUUGGAGCUGUACAGACUGCAGGGGAAUAUGACGCGGGUGAAAAUAAAUGAGUUGAAACCUCUGAAGCCGCGCUUUGAGGUGCCAGACGUGCUCAUAGCAGAGCCUCCUACUGAGCCUCUCUCAGUGUUGUCCAAGGAUGAUAAUGGCGUUGUGUUGUCUCUGGGAGCGAAGAACCAGAGGUUGAUUGUUAGUGCCCGUCCAUUUAGGCUGGACAUCAUGCAGGGGCCAGAGGUGCUGCUAUCCCUCAACUCUCGUGGCCUGCUGGCCUUUGAGCACCUGCGUCUUCACAAGGACACGCAAGCACAACCAGAUGGUGCUGAGGUUAAAGAGAGUGUAGAUGGAGAUCAACAGCAAGAUGAAGGCGAGAAGGAUGAGGAUGGAGAGAGUGAUAAAGAGGAAGAUGGACUGUGGGAAGAGACGUUUAAAUCUCACACAGAUACCAAACCGAAUGGCCCCACAUCGAUAAGUUUAGACUUCUCCUUGCCUGGUGUAGAACAUGUGUACGGUAUUCCAGAGCAUGCUGACGACCUAAAACUCAAAACCACAGAUGGUGGUGAUCCAUACAGGCUGUAUAACCUAGAUGUGUUUCAGUAUGAGCUCUAUAACCCUAUGGCCUUAUAUGGAUCCAUACCUGUCAUGCUAGCUCAUAACACACAGAGGACCAUGGGUAUUUUCUGGCUUAAUGCAGCUGAGACCUGGGUAGACAUCAGUUCUAAUACAGCGGGAAAGACUGUCUUUGGUAAGAUGCUAGACUUUGUUCAAGGCUCAAGUGAGAAACCACAGACGGACGUCCGUUGGAUCUCUGAGAGCGGUAUCAUCGAUGUCUUCAUCAUGCUUGGGCCCAAACCAUCAGAUGUCUUCUCACAAUACGCCUCUCUCACAGGCACCCAGUCUUUCCCUCCCCUCGCCAGUCUGGGCUAUCACCAGUUUCUGCCAUACUGGUACCAGCUGUUAUACCAAGCACAUAAGACCGGAAUGCCUGUCAUGAGGCCUCUUUGGGUUGAUUAUCCCAAGGACACAGCAACUUUCACCAUUGAUGAUGAAUUCCUAAUUGGCAGUGAUUUGUUGGUUCACCCAGUCACAGAGGACGGGUCUCGUGGAGUCACAGCCUAUCUGCCUGGAGCCGGAGAGGUUUGGUAUGAUGUCCACACCUUUCAAAAACACAAUGGUGCACAGAAUCUCUACAUCCCAGUCACUCUAAGCUCUAUCCCGGUGUUCCAGCGUGGUGGCUCUAUCAUCCCUCGGAAGGACAGAGUUCGAAGGUCUUCCGCCUGCAUGGAAAAUGACCCAUACUCCUUGUAUGUGGCCCUUAGCCCUAAGAAAUUUGCUGAAGGCGAGCUCUACAUUGAUGAUGGCCAUAGUUUUAACUAUGAUACAAAGAAAGAAUUUAUUCAUCGGAGCCUCACUUUUGCCAACAAUGCUCUCACCUCCAGCAACCUGUGCCCAGACUGUAAUUUCUUAACAUCAUCAUGGAUUGAAAAAGUUCUAAUUUUGGGUGCCAGCAAACCCAGCAAGGUUCUUCUUAAAAUGGAUGGCAAAGAAACCCCUGUGGACUUUGAGUUUGACACUUCCAUGUCAGUGCUAACCCUCCGUAAACCUGGGAUGAAUGCUGGGGCCGACUGGACCCUGCUGCUGCAGUAGCUCACUGGAUCUCUACAGCGGCCGGGGCCAGAUGACACGAGAUCUAAAAAAAUCACUUGAAAAAUUAAUCUGUUGAAAAUCUCACUCUUAAUUCAUAAACACAUUGAGCACUUACAAAUUCAUCAAUUAAAAAGUGAACAAGUGGUGCAAUGGGUCAGAGAUAUUUCUCAGUGCUAGAAAGAAAUGGAUCCAACUGGCAGGGUCAGACCGUAAAUGCUUUCCAUUUUAAAAUGUAAUGUCAUUCAAAAGUCAAAAGCUUUGUUUUUAAUUUUGUGUAGUGAAAAGUAGUAUUAAAGUCAGAUUAACUGAAUCAUGCAGUGGAUUUAAAUCAUUUCAGGGCAGCAGAUAUGAGUGUUAAUUGUAUUUAAACCCUAUGAGCACAGUGAAAACCCAGUCAUUACUGAAGUAGA